GAGAAAGAUAAGAAGCAUUUUAAGAGGGAAAACCUGCCAUGCUGUCGCAGAACUGACAAGAUAAACUCGCAGGAACUGGACUGAAGAGGCUUCACCCAGGAAGAUGAUUGCUGCUUGCUGGAAGAACCCCAGGGACCUUUAGAAAACAGAAUAGCUUUCUCUGAAGACAGACCUUAUCCUUGAACGUUUCAUCUGAACUCUUGCGGAGAAGGACGGAAGAAUGCAGGGCUGCGAGGUCGACUCAAAGAUGCGCUACUGGCUGACGCUGAUCUCAGGGAUGCUGGAGUGUUUGUGCUUUGCUGGUGUGGUGUUUGGUUACACCUCUCUGGUGUUUGUGCUGAAGGAAGACCAGUACUUCAGUGAGUUGUGCAGCAACAACACAGCAGGCGACAGCUCUCUGGUGGAGACAGACUGCAGAGGUCAGGAUGAACAGUUUUCUCUGGUUUUCACUAUCGCCUCGUUCCUGAACAACUUCCUGAGUCUGAUCAACGGCUACCUGUUUGAUCGAUUUGGCACCAUGGUAACAAGACUGCUGGCAGUAUCUUUGUACACAACUGGAACCCUUUUUGUGGCCUUUUCCAGUGCAGCAUAUUCCUUGAUGCUCUUCCCUGCCUUAUCCUGCAUCGCUGUGGGAGGAAUUCUGCUCCUUAUGACGAACAUUCAGGUGGGGAACCUGUUUGCUGCUCAUCGCUCCACCAUCAUCACUUUUUACAAUGGAGCCUUUGACUCUUCUUCAGGGGUCUUCCUCAUCAUCAAGAUUCUACACGAGCGAGGAAUCUCUCUCCAGUCCUCCUUCAUUGCCUUGUCCCUUUGCAGCAUCAUCCUCGUGGCGAGGACGUUCCUCCUCAUGCCCAGGACCCACAUCCCGUACCCACUCCCUCCACGCUACACAUACGGGGUGACCUGUGGACAGGCCAACAGCUACAACGUGGAGCAGGUCAAGAGGUCGAAGGAGGAUGCAUCCAAUCAGGAUUCCAGUGGGAAAGAUGAAACAGCAAAGUCGGACGAAACAGACGUCGAAAACACAGAGAAAGUGGCGAGCUUCCGGAGCUGUGCUUUGUCCUGGUUCUUCCUCUGGCAUCUGGUGUGGCUGUCCAUACUGCAGCUGAGACACUACCUCUUCAUCGGCACGCUCAACUCCAGGCUCAGCCGGCUGGCCAGAAACGACCCCACCCUGGUGAGCCAGUAUACCAAUGCUUUUGCAAUGACCCAGCUAUGCGGAGUGCUCUGUGCCCCGUGGAACGGACUCAUCUUGGACAGACACAAGGGAAAGCCUCGGGCCCCUGGAGAAACUGAACAGGAUGCUGACCUGCGCUCCUCCUACCUGUCUCUGUUCCUGACUUCACUGCAGUGCCUGCUCUUCUCUGUUUGCGCCUCCAUUCCUGUCCUCCCACUGCAGUACGUCACCUUCAUCCUGCAGGUCCUCAAUAGAUCCUUUCUCUACGGCGGAAACGCAGCCUUCAUUAGCAUCGCAUUUCCAGCCCGUCACUUUGGGAAGCUGUAUGGCCUGGUGAUGUCGCUCUCUGCUGUCAUUUCUCUGCUGCAGUACCCCUGCUUUUCCCUUGUUAGAGGACCUCUGGAUGGAGAUCCGUUUUAUGUGGAUAUUACUCUCACUCUCCUCUCUGUGCUGGUGUUCAUCCAUCCCGUCUACGUCUUCAUCCACUGCAGGAGAAAAGCCCGGAGCAGGAAGAACAUCCCUCCAGCCGAUAUUGAUAUUGGUCCCAGUUUGGCUCAAGCUAAACUGUAGAUGAUGGAUGAUUUUGUGUGACAAGUUUGAUAUUUCAAGGUUUCCUCAAUUCCACCUCACUGUUUUAACUGGAAAAUAGAAACAAGAAUAUUUUAUAUAAUUUUUAUAAACAUUUUUUUUUUUUUAUGUUUUACAGGAACAAAUGUGUUUUUAUUACUCGUAAGUUUGAAAUUUUUUUUUCUUUUUAGUGAACUUGUAAACCCUCUCAAUUCCAGUUUUGGAGAACUAAGUCUGAAAAUGCCAUGAAAUUUCCCAGACUAAAAGACAGAAACUUCUGACUACAACAAGGUUCUUGCUGUUGUAUUCAUGUAUAUAAAAAAAAUUGUUGCAUAUAUUCGUUUUAGGAACAUUGUCUUGCUGGAAGACCAAACUAUACCAAACGUUAAAUUACCUGUUGAUUUUAGAGAUAUUGAAAAAUGUGGAGGUCGUCCGUAUUUUGCCACUUUUUGGCAGUGAAACAAUCCCAUAGCAUGAGGCAGCCACUGUCAUGCUUGACAGUUGAUAUAAUACUCUGUGGUUUGAGUUUUUUACCUUGACUUCAGGAAAUACUUUGCUAAAAAUAAAAGUUUAAAUAAAUCA
Molecule: messenger RNA, 2326 nt
Organism: Gambusia affinis (western mosquitofish)
Lineage: Eukaryota; Metazoa; Chordata; Actinopteri; Cyprinodontiformes; Poeciliidae
Gene: slc43a3a
Product: solute carrier family 43 member 3a
Exons: 13
Coding region: 221-1747 (508 amino acids)
Biological process (GO): transmembrane transport
Molecular function (GO): transmembrane transporter activity
Source: RefSeq, a predicted model, not a curated record